AUGGCCAUAUGCCGCAGAGGGUUUGGUAAUGAGUCGGUGGCGUUCGGCGUUGCCGUUCGGAGCGUUUUUCAAAGAAGACUAAGGUCUCAGUACAAAAGGGAGCUUAAUUCGAUGCAAAUUCGAGGUCUUUCCACAAGGGUGAAUGUCUGUAGAGUUCAAAUGAAGGGGUAUUCUGUUCGCUCUUCCUGUGUUCGUCUAGUGCAACAAAGAAGACUUAACUCAACGGAGCCUCCUCCAAAAAGAACUCCUGGAUACAACAGUCACGGAGAAAGAGAACUUAGUGAUGAGGAAGCUAAGGAACUGUUGAAGGAAUUGAAGAGUCUCUGGCAUGAUAGUUCCAUUAAGGAGAAUGAGUUACGUUCAAAAGUCAAGGCAUUGUUUGAAAAGUACGAAAUUGGAGGUCUGAUUUCUCCUUCGGCGUCUAAAAUAGUGAGCACCAUUUUAAUGGAUACUGAGGCGACAAAACCAGGUGAAAAAGUUGAUAAUGUCCAGAAAUUCCAUAAAUGUUUGAUGGAUUACCAUCUGGGAAAGCAGUUGGAAUUCAAUGGUCAAUAUGACAACAAGUUUAAUCCACCUCCAAAGGACGGUAAGUCCAAUGAGAACAAAGAAAAGAAUAAGAAACAAGCCGAAACGAAAAUUCUUACAGCGGAGAUUAAGUUGGAAUGGGUACUAUUCUGGCUUGGUAUGUCAGCCUUCAUACUAUACUUGGCAAGUGUCGAUUCCAAUGAGAAGGAGAUCACCUGGCAAGAUUUUAUAACCUCAUUAUUGGAUAAGGGUUACGUUGCAAAGUUGGUUGUGGUCAACAGUGAUAAAGUGCGUGUGGUUUUGAAUGAACGUGGUCGUAAUCAACCAAUGAGAGACAGUGACUUAGAUUACUAUUUCACGGUGAGCUCUGUCAAGAACUUCGAGGAACGCUUAAAGAAAGCCCAAGAUGAGAACGGUGUUGCUGAAGAUUCUAGGAUUCCAGUUACCUAUGUUCAUACCACUCCUAUUGCCAAGACUCUUUGGAGCAUAUUGCCUACGAUUCUAUUGUUUGCCUUUAUAUUCUGGUCUACUUCGAAGCUUAUGAAGAGUGGAGGUGGACUUUCAGGAGGCAUGUUUGGUAACAAGAAGCAGUUCAAGAAGUUCAAUGCCGAGAAUGAGGUCAAGAUUAAGUUUGAUGACGUUGCUGGCUGUGAUGAGGCUAAGGAGGAGAUUAUGGAGUUUGUCAACUUCUUAAAGCAUCCAGAAAGAUACGAGAGAUUGGGUGCUAAGAUUCCUCGUGGUGCCAUUUUAUGUGGUCCUCCAGGUACUGGUAAAACUCUUUUAGCCAAGGCAACGGCCGGAGAGGCAAGUGUUCCAUUCUAUUCAGUUUCAGGUUCUGAAUUUGUGGAAAUGUUUGUCGGUGUUGGUGCCUCAAGAGUUCGGGAUUUGUUCAAGACUGCCCGUGAAAAUGCUCCUUCUAUUGUGUUUGUUGACGAAAUCGAUGCCAUUGGUAAGUCCAGAUCUAAAGGUAAGGCUUCUGGAGGUAACGAUGAAAGAGAGAAUACUUUGAAUCAAUUACUUGUUGAAUUGGACGGUUUCUCCUCUAGUGAUUACGUAGUUGUUCUUGCGGGUACCAACAGAUCCGAUGUGUUAGAUCCGGCAUUACUUAGACCCGGACGUUUUGACCGAAAGAUUUAUUUGAGCAACCCAGAAUUGGAAGGCAGAAAGGCUAUCUUUGCUGUCCAUCUUCGACAAAUUAAAUUAUCGCCGGACUGUGAUCUCGAAGAUUUGAAAGGCAGGUUGGCUACGUUGACACCUGGUUUCUCGGGUGCAGAUAUUGCCAACGUCUGCAAUGAGGCCGCUUUAAUUGCUGCAAGACAUAACGAAGACUAUGUCAGGUUACAUGACUUUGAGCAAGCCAUUGAAAGGGUCAUUGCUGGUUUAGAGAAGAAGAGUAAAGUUUUGUCACCAGAGGAGAAAAAGGUGGUGGCAUACCAUGAAGCUGGUCAUGCAAUUUGUGGUUGGUUUAUGAAGUAUGCAGAUCCUUUAUUGAAAGUGUCUAUUGUGCCUAGGGGACAGAGUGCUCUUGGUUACGCACAAUACUUGCCUCCAGAUAUCUAUCUUUAUUCUACUCAGAAGUUACUUGAUCAGAUGACUAUGACCCUUGGUGGAAGGGUCAGCGAGGAGCUUCAUUUUGACUCUGUGACAUCAGGUGCUUCCAACGAUUUUGAGAAGGUUACUAGUAUGGCCCAAAAGAUGGUUAUGGCAUGUGGAUUGUCACCUAAGGUGGGGCUAGUUUCUUACGACAUUGAUAGGGGUACCGAUAUGACAAAGCCAUUCAGUGACAAAACAAAUCGACUGAUUGACGGUGAGAUCCAUAGAAUUGUGGAUCAGUGCUACCAGAGAUGCAAGAAGUUGUUGAUAAACAAGUCAAAAGAAGUGGAAAUUGUGGCACAGAGGUUAUUGUCCAAAGAAGUAAUCACUAGGGAAGAUAUGAUUGAUUUAUUAGGAGAACGGCCAUUUCCUGAUCAGAGCGAUGCAUUUGAUAAGUAUAUAAAGGGAAAGAAAGAGAAAGCUGCUGAGGCUAAGGGAAAAGAGGACAGGAAGAAGAAGAAGAAGGGGAAUAACGAUUCUCAUUCUGAUUCUAAGGAGGGAGAUGGAGGCAAAGCUUAA
Messenger RNA from Brettanomyces nanus, 2637 nucleotides. It is a transcript of the gene YTA12, whose product is annotated as Mitochondrial inner membrane m-AAA protease component. The transcript has a single exon. Gene Ontology annotation, cellular component: membrane; m-AAA complex. Gene Ontology annotation, molecular function: ATP hydrolysis activity; ATP binding; ATP-dependent peptidase activity. Gene Ontology annotation, biological process: protein-containing complex assembly; mitochondrial protein processing. The coding region runs from base 1 to 2637 and encodes 878 amino acids. NCBI's taxonomy places the organism in Eukaryota, Fungi, Ascomycota, Pichiomycetes, Pichiales, Pichiaceae. The record is from RefSeq and is a predicted model, not a curated record.